CUUCAGAUGCUUAUUGCCGUCGACAGACAUAAACAUCCGAAUAUUAUUCAAUUUUAUGGGGUCACUAAAGAGACGGUUCUUGAAGAUAUUAAAAAUGUCCAACCGUCUAAUAGUUUAAGGUUAAAACGUCAAAGGACUCUGUCAUUUUUGAAAAAAGUAUUUGCUUCAUCAGAUAAUCUUACUAAAGAUAUUCAAACUCAUAAAGAUGAUCUAUAUAUGUCUAACGAUGAAAUGGUUUGGGGAUGCUCUAAAACAAAUUACGAAAAAGCGAUCAAAACCGGCGACUCUCAAUUUCGAAUAAAGGAUAUAGAAGUUUUUCAAUAUUCUCCGAUUGAACCGAAUAGAAAUGCAUUGGAAGCAGAGGAAAAUAUUUGGGCAAUUUCAAGCAUGCCAUACCCCAUAGAUAUAAUGGGUCUCCCUUACAUGAUGAAUAAUAACGACCAAAUACUAAACGAAGACGUUAAUAGAGACCCUGCGAUAGAUGAAAGCAAUAAUAGCGACCUAGUGCCAGGCGAAGACAUUCCGCCGAUUACUAGGGAGAGAAUCAUUUCUGCAUUUUCAGGAUUGGGAUUUAACAUAAAUAAUAUAAUUGGGGCUGGGAUUUUUGUGACCCCUACUAGCAUAUGGAAACUAGUACAAUCCCCAGGAAAAGCCUUAAUACUUUGGAUUGUUGGUGGUCUUAUAAGCCUGUUUGGUAGUAUGAUCUAUGUCGAGUUGGGACUCAAAUUUCCUAGAGGGUCAGGGGAGCAAAAAUAUCUUGAAGAAACGUUCGAAGGACAUAAUUUUGGGCAUAUAUUCAGUUUUGUUAUGAUCACUAUUAUCCUUCCUGGGGCAAUUAUAGCAGAUUCUUACGCUUCCUCUACAUAUCUUCUCUAUGCAAUUAAAGGAAAAUAUGGAGAUGUCGAUAAAUAUUUUGGCAUAGAUUAUAUAGAGUCGCGGUUUACAGCAAUCGCUAUUUUGCUAAUUAUCACCGCAUAUCACAUGUAUUCCAAUAAAUUAGCAAUCAAAAUUAAUAAUGCGUUUGCCAUUAUUAAAUUUUCUAUCCUGAUUAUCAUAUCAAUAGUUGGAUUAAUAAUGUUAAAAGAAACUGAUUCCAAAAAUCAUUGGACUGACAUUUUCAAUAAUAUAAAAUCAGAAGAUGCACCUAUUUUACAACAGAUUGGAAAUUAUGUUAAUGCUAUGUUAAAAGAAUUAAAGACUCCAGCCAAUGCAUUAAUGCCUGAAAGCCAAAAAUUGAAAUAUUCAACUAUUUCUAGUGUGAUCAUUUCUCUUAUACUUUAUCCAUUAACUCAAAUUGCUUUUAUAACGGUUGUCGACCCUAAACAAGCUAUUCCCCCUGAUGAAAGUAUUGCUAUAGUUUUUGGGCGCACUAUACUUGGUGAACCCGGAAGAAUAAUUAUUUCAUUAUUUAUCUUAAUUUCUUCUUGUGGAUGUGUGGGUUCAUUGGUUUUUAUGUAA
Molecule: messenger RNA, 1458 nt
Organism: Cetraspora pellucida
Lineage: Eukaryota; Fungi; Glomeromycota; Glomeromycetes; Diversisporales; Gigasporaceae
Source: the annotation of a GenBank genome assembly